AUGGCAUCUCCAUUGAAAAAAAGAAAAAGAAAAAGAACAACUCUUUUUUUUCUUCUUUCACUUUCUUUCCUUCUUUUUCUUCUUUCUCUUUUCUUUUUCCUUUUUUUUUUCAAAAUCGUUCUUUGCGUACAUUUUAAUAACUUUCAUUUUUCAGUUUCUAUUUUCUCCUUUCAUUCAUUACUUUUUUCUUUUUUUUUCGAUUUUCUUAUUUUUCUCUUUCACUAUUUUGAAUUUCUUCUUUGUAUUCAUUCUUUCUUCCGAACAAUAUUUUCUUUUUCUUUCAUUUCUUCCAAUUUUGGCAUAUUUCUAAAACAUUGUCUUUCCCCUUCCUUUUUCUACAAAAUUUCUGUUUCUUUCUUUUUUUUCUUUUUUUCUUCGAUUUCAUUCUUUCUGAAGGUUUUUCUUUUACUUUUUCGUUCUUUAUUUCUUCUUUUCCUUCUUUCAUUUUUCAUUUGUUUAAUUUUGCAUUUUCAUCUUGCUACUACUUUCUUUCUCCUUCAUUCCCUUUUUCCUUAUAAUUCAUUUACUUUUAUCGACUUUCUUUUUAUUUUUUUAUUUCUUUCUUUUCUUUUAUUAGUCUGGUUGAUAAGACGUAAACAAUCAGUCAUAAUUUCUUCUUUUAAAUAUCUUUUUUUUCAUUCUGUUUUGUUACUUUCAUUUUCCUUUUCUUUAUUUCAAAUUUUUUUGUUUUCGUUUUACUUACUUUACUGUCUUUCAUUUCCGUUUUCUUUAUCUCUUUUUACUUUCUUCAUCUCUUUUUCAUUUCUUUAUCUCUUUUUCCUUUCUUUAUCUCUUUUCCUUUCUUUAUCUCUUUUCCAUUUCUGUAUUUAUUUUUCCUUUCUUCAUCUCUUUUUCCUUUCUUUAUCUCUUUUUCCUUUCUUUAUCUCUUUUUUCCUUUCUUUAUCCUUUUCCUUUCUUUAUCUCUUUUUCCUUUCUUUAUAUCUUUUUCCUUUCUUUAUCUCUUUUUCGUUUCUUUAUCUCUUUUUCCUUUCUUUAUCUCUUUUUCCUUUCUUUAUCUCUUUUCCAUUUCUGUAUUUCUUUUUCCUUUCUUCAUCUCUUUUUCCUUUCUUUAUCUCUUUUCCUUUCUUUAUCUCUUUUUCCUUUCUUUAUCUCUUUUUCCUUUCUUUAUCUCUUUUUCCUUUCUUUAUCUCUUUUCCUUUCUUUUAUCUUUCUUUUUUAUCUCUUUUCCUUUCUUUUUAUCUCUUUUCCUUUUUUAUCUUUUCCUUUUUUAUCUCUUUUUUUAUUUCUUUUUUUUUUUUUAUCUUUUUUCUUUUUUUUUAUCUCCUUUUCUUUCUUUUUAUCUCUUUUCCAUUUCUGUAUUUCUUUUUUUUUCUUUUUUCUUUUUCCUUUCUUUAUCUCUUUUCCUUUCUUUUAUCUUUUUCCUUUCUUUUCUCUUUUUCCUUUUUUAUCUCUUUUCUUUUCUUUUCUCUUUUCCUUUCUUUAUCUUCAUUUUUUCUUUUUCUCUUUUCCUUUCUUUAUCUCCUUUUUCCUUUUCCUUUUUUAUCUCUUUUCUUUCUUUAUCUCUUUUUCCUUUCUUUAUCUCUUUUUCCUUUCUUUUUCCUUUCCUUUCUUUUAUCUCUUUUCCUUUCUUUAUCUCUUUUUUUUCCUUUCUUUUACUUUUUCUUUCUUUUCCUUUCUUUCUUUAUCUUUUUCCUUUCUUUAUCUCUUUUCCUUUCUUUAUCUCUUUUCCUUUCUUUAUCUCUUUUUCCUUUCUUUAUCUCUUUUCCUUUCUUUAUCUCUUUUUCCUUUCUUUAUCUCUUUUUUUCCUUUCUUUCUCCUUUUCCUUUCUUUAUCUCUUUUCCAUUUUCUUUAUUAUCUUUUCUUUUCUUUAUCUCUUUUCCUUUUCUUUAUCUCUUUUUUCCUUUUUCUUUUUCUCUCUUUUCCUUUCUUUAUCUCUUUUUUCAUUUCUUUAUUUCUUUUUCCUUUCUUUCAUUUUUUUUUCCUUUCUUUUAUCUCUUUUUCCAUUUCUUUAUCUCUUUUUCCUUUCUUUAUCUCUUUUCCUUUCUUUAUCUCUUUUCCUUUCUUUAUCUCUUUUCCUUUCUUUAUCUCUUUUCCUUUCUUUAUUUCUUUUUCCUUUCUUUAUCUCUUUUUCCUUUCUUUAUCUCUUUUUCCUUUCUUUAUCUCUUUUCCUUUCUUUAUCUCUUUUUCCUUUCUUUAUCUCUUUUCCUUUCUUUUAUCCUUUUCCUUUCUUUAUCUCUUUUCCUUUCUUUAUCUCUUUUUUCUUUCCUUUAUCUCUUUUCCUUUCUUUAUCUCUUUUCCUUUCUUUAUCUCUUUUCCUUCUUUUCUCUUUUUCAUUUCUUUAUCUCUUUUUCUUUUCCUUUCUUUAUCUCUUUUCCUUUCUUUUUCUUUUUUUCUUUUCCUUCCUUUCUUUAUCUCUUUUCCUUUCUUUAUCUCUUUUUCCUUUCUUUUCUCUUUUUCUUUCUUUAUCCUUUUCAUUUCUUUAUCUCUUUUUUUCCUUUUCCUUUUCUUUAUCUCUUUUCCUUUCUUUUCCUUUUUUCUUUCUUUAUCUUUUUUCCUUUUCUUUAUUCUUUUUUUCUUUCUCUUUUUUCUUUUUCCUUUUUUCUUUAUCUCUUUUCCUUUCUUUUCUCUUUUCCUUUCUUUUUCUUUUUUUUUUUUCUUUUCUUUUCCUUUCUUUUUUCCUUUUCCUUUCUUUAUCUCUUUUUCCUUUUUAUAUCUUUUUUCCUUUUUUUCUCUUUUCCUUUCUUUUUAUCUCUUUUUUUUUUCUUUUAUCUCAUUUUCCUUUUCUUUAUCUCUUUUCUUUCUUUUCCUUUUUUUUUUUUUUUCUCUCUUUUCCUUCCUUUAUCUCUUUUCCUUUCUUUAUCUCUUUUUCAUUUCUUUAUCUCUUUUCCUUUCUUUAUCCUUUUCCUUUCUUUAUCUCUUUUCCUUUCUUUAUCUCUUUUCCUUUCUUUAUCUCUUUUCCUUUCUUAUCGAUUGCGUUUUCAUUGUUUCGUUCUCUUUCUGUUUUCAUUUAUUCUCUCACUUAUCUGUGUUACUUCUAUUUUUACUAAUUAUUCUUUCUUUUUUUCUCUUGCUUUCUUUUUCACUUUCUUCUUUUUAACCUUUCUUUCUUUGUUCUCUUUUUCUUUUUUACACUCGCACUUAUCUUUCGUUGUUACUUCGAUUUCUACAAAUUAUUCUUCUUUUUCCCUUUCUUUUUUACUAUUUCACUUUCUUUAUUCCAUUUCUUUAUUCCAUUCACUUUCUUUUUCCUCUUUUUCUUUUCUUUUAAUCUCUCACUCAUCUUUUUGUGCUACUUCGAUUUCUACAAAUUAUUCUCCUUUUUCACUUUCUUUCCUAAUUUUUUCACCUACUUUCUUUUUUUCCCUUUCUUUCUUUUUCGCUUUCUUUCUUUCUUUUUCACUUUCUUUCUUUUUCGUCUUUCUCUUUUCUUUUAACCUCUCACUUAACUUUCUUUGUUACUUCGAUUUCUACCAAUUAUUCUUUCUUUUUUACUUUCUCUUUCUUUCUUUCUUUCUUUCUUUCUUUCUUCUUCAUUUUCUUUCUAUUUUUCACUUUCUUUCUAUCUUUCUUAUCCGUUACUUCACCUUUCUUCUAUUUAUUCACUCUUUCUUUUAUGCUUCAUUUGAUUCUUCAUUUUUCUUUAUCCCUUGCUAA
Messenger RNA from Acanthosepion pharaonis, 3615 nucleotides. Lineage: Eukaryota; Metazoa; Mollusca; Cephalopoda; Sepiida; Sepiidae. The record is from the annotation of a GenBank genome assembly.